AUGACCAUGUCACCGGAACAAAUGAACAUCGUCUUUGGCAUACUCAUAGUUGGAGCACUCAUAAUUGCCUUCACAUUCUUCAGCUUCACCAUGCUUGGAUGGUGUAGUCACACUAGUGACAUGCCGGCACCACCGGGAAUAUAUUUGGACAACAAGUUCUCCGGCUGCGGCGGCGCGAGCUUGGAGUCGCACUCCAUUACCUUCCAGUACAAGGUAGGUGGUUCUGUAGAUGGAAGGAACCAAACAGAGUGUGUUAUAUGCUUGGCGCAGUUCGAAGAAGAAGAGAGUGUUCGGAAGCUUCACAGUUGCAAGCACGUAUUCCACACAUGUUGCAUUGAUAGGUGGCUUGGCUCUCAUACCGGCUGCCCCUUGUGCCGGAGUCAGAUCGACCAAGCCGCCGCUUCCCCAAAUGGAAAUAACCAUAUCAUCUUGGUUUCUGUUGAUUCCUGA
This is a messenger RNA of Arachis ipaensis, 450 nucleotides long. Its product is annotated as RING-H2 finger protein ATL34-like. The record is from RefSeq and is a predicted model, not a curated record. NCBI's taxonomy places the organism in Eukaryota, Viridiplantae, Streptophyta, Magnoliopsida, Fabales, Fabaceae. Gene Ontology annotation, biological process: protein ubiquitination.